AUUUAAAUUUGCAAUGGACAGUGCCAUCUAGGGACAUUCACAAGUCAUAGAAACCAAUAUAAUGUCAUAAAUUCUUAAAUUUUGACUGUAUCACUUCUACAGUUUCAAGAUAUAAUUAGGUUUAUAAAAAUAAAUAUAUAAACGUUAUUACAUCCCACAGAACAGAGAAAACGAAACCAUAACUAACAACCCGGAAGUUACCUACAAUCGCGGGUGAAACGAGAUCAAGGUCACUACCGUUACUAAAUCACGUGGUAUUACAUACAUUAUAAAACGUUCGCGACUAUUUUUCCGGGUCACACUGCCACGUAUUCUCCGUCGUAUCACGUAUGUGAAUUUCUGACAAUAUUGGUGAUUAGCCAAAGGAUCGUAGAAGUAAUUAUUAUUUAUAAUAUUUAAAAUUGCUUGGUAAUAACUCGUUCCGACGCCACGUGAGAUACAUGCCCGUCAGCAUUUAAAUAGAUAAAAGAAUCCGUUAAAAUAAUGUUUUAGUAUAUCAGUAUAAAUACAUGAAAGCGGCAAGUCAAUUGUGCAUCGAGACUUGCAGAUAUCGGCGACAGCGUGUGCUUGGGUUUUUCCGCGGAUAUAGCGGUUGACGGAAACACGUCAGCGAGGUGACGUGAUACGAUUUGUAAGUCUCAGCCUAAAACGUGCUACUCCGCGAUGAAAACAAGGUUACGCUAUGGCGUGCGUAGUCGGUAAAUAAUCCGAUGAGUUUUCGUUUGUAGCUGUUAUAAUAAAAUAUGUACAAAUAUACAAAUAUCAGUAUGGCUGACGGCCACACAAACGUGUCGUGUGUCGGAUUAGAUCGCUCCGCAUUCUAUCAUGUUUCUGAUCGUCUUGCGUUUUUAUCUCCAUUCGGCUUCGGCCGCCGUUUUUCAUUUGACGCCUCGCUCCAGCGCGCAGCGUCCCAAGCGAUCACGCAACCACACGCGACGCCAGCUUCAACCAAAAAGUUCAAACUUUCAAACUUCAAACGUCGCUUGAUAUUUAAAAAUUUUAAAAAGUCUCGGCGGGCCGCAAACCUAUGUAUUGGUGGGCCGCAUGCGGCCCGCGUGUUUGACAUGCCUGCUGUAGAAGAAAGUGAAAAAGAAACCGCAUCUAACCAAGUUCAAUCAGACUCAGAUAGAUCAAAAACAUCAGAAAUAGAAGAAAAAAUUUCAGAUAAAAGAGAGACAGUAUUUUCCUUAGAUUUUUAUGGGAUUUACUAGUUAUUUCCCUCAAUAUUGUCAGCAUUUAAAUAUGUUAUGUGAUAUUUAGGGGAGCAUCUGUCAGUGCUGUAUCUUCGUUAUUAACUUAUUUCUUUUUCAUAGGUAAGUCUUUACUAUUAUGGCAGUUAAUCCGAAAAGAAAGUCGUAUUCACCGAGCUUCAGGGAAGCAGAGACCAGUAGUAAAAAGAAAUCUUUGAAGAGUCGCGAGGAAGAAGAAUUUGCAUAUCUUCUGGAAGGAGAAGAUUUUAACCUCGAAGAGGGUAUACGUGUUCUGUUGCGUUUACAUCUCUCUAUGAAUUCUAAGGUCGACCAACUUAUUUCUAGGAUAGAUUAUGUAUCCGAAUGGCUAAAAAAUUUGGAUGAAGGUUUGGCUGAUUUAGAUAUUAGAUUAGAAACAUUAGAAAAAUUGGCUGAUAAAAACUGUGGUUUAAGUGAUCAAAGUAAUGUUACGAAAAAGUUUAAUGAUAUUACUCGCGAACUUGAUUUUUUGGAUAACCAACGACGAAUAAAUAAUGUUGUCAUUUCUGGUUUGGAGGAGGUUCGGGAUGAAUCUUCACUAGAAACUAAAGAGAAAAUAAUUGAAUUUGCUUCACGUGUUUUACAAAUGCCCGAUAUUAAAAUCGGUAGGGCAAUGAGAGUGGGAAAGAAAAAAGCCAAUUCCCCUAGAUUAAUUAUUUGUACUUUUGUUGAUUAUUAUGAAAAAAUGUACUUUAAGAAACGAGUUCUGGAGUUAAAACCGGAUGGUGUCUAUGUAAAUGAUGACUUCUCUCCUAGAGUGAAAAACAUUAGAUUUAAGCUUCGGGAUUUCGGUAGACAAUCAAAACUUUCUGGAGCGCGAAUGGUAAAAAUAGUUUAUGAUAAAAUUAUUAUUGAUGGAACGAAGUACUUUUACGAUGUUGAUUGUGACCAGGUUAAGCCUGUUUCAUCCUAGCAACUACCGGAUAGGGGUACAUCAUUCCUGAUUUGGAAUUGUGCUGGUUUAUUUAAUAAAACUGAGUUUUUUUGGAAGUAUUUAUUGCAGUAUGAUAUUGUAUUUCUUUCUGAAACCUGGUAUGGUUCUAAUAAUAGAAAUUCGGACUUAACUGAUCGUUUGCAAGGUUACAAUCUCCAUUUUGGAAAGGCUUUUAAGUUACAUGCAAAAGGUCGUUACUGUGCAGGCUGGUUAUUAGCAAUAAGAUCUUCUUUUCCCUGUGUUGUUGUUUAUCAAGAUUCUUUUCUAAUACUUGUCAAAUUUGGUGCCGAACUUGGUAAUAUUUUGGUAUGUUUUGUUUAUUUUAGGGAAAAUGACUGGCAGUCUAUUUUUGAUACUUUAACCCUUUGAUUUUACGACUGGCAUGUGGCAAUGAGAGAUCGGUCUCUUUAAAAAAGAGGCAGAAGACUAAUAGAUUGUUUUGGGACGAAUCUAGAAAGGAGGAAUUAAGGUUGGCUAUGGAGGAAAUAUGUACCACGAAUAAGUUUGAUUUAAUAGAAGACUUAAGUAAUUGCCUUUUCAGUUUGGCCUGUAAGUGUGGAUUUAAUAUCAGGAGACAUAAGAAUUCUUUUUCAUGGUUCGAUUCGGACUGUAGGAUGUUAAUUAGUGCUAGGAAUAGAGCCUGGAGAUUUUUUAGGAAGAGUAAUGAUUCUAAUGAUCGAUUACGUUUUGUUAUGUUACGAAGUUUGGCGAAGCGGUGGUGCAUCGCGAAAAAAAAAUUAUUUGCUGGUAAAAUUCAGAAUCGUUUUAGGAAAGAUAACAGACUUUUUUGGAACUAUUUUUUGGAACUAUUAAGCGUGCCAAGUCUUGUAAUUUCAGCUUUAUUCCUAUUGAUGAUUGGUUUCAUCACUUUUUCAAUUUAUUUGGUUCCUUGGACCCUUAUUUUGCGGAUAUAUCGAUUUUUAAUUAUUGUAGGAAUUGGCAUGAUGAACUUUUAGACCAUGAAUUUUCUAUAAGUGAGCUUAACUUCGCUCUGAGGAGGUAUAAGCCAAAUAAAGCCCCAGGUUUUGACCGGAUCCCAAUGGAAUUCUGGAAUUUUGAGACAUUGAGACCAAAUCUUUUGAGUCUUUUCUCAAAGAUUUUUGAUACUGGGAUAAUACCGGAGUCUUGGAAGACAAGUAUUUUAAUUCCGAUUUUUAAGAAUGGUAGGAAGGAUGUUCCUGGUAAUUAUAGAGGCAUCUGGUUAUCAUCAUGUGUUUCUAAAUUGUUUUGUACUAUUUUGUAUAAAAGACUGACUCGAUGGUUAAAAGUUAAAAAUAUAUUGCAUGAAAAUCAGGCAGGAUUUCGAGCUAGUUAUUCUACACUGGAUAAUAUUUUUGUUUUGUACACUGUUAUUCAGAAAACUUUUUUACGGAAAUGUAGUAAAGUGUAUGCAUUUUUUGUUGAUUUAUCUUCUGCCUUUGAUAGAGUUUGUAGGAAUUUGCUGUGGUUAAAGAUGUCGCGUUAUGGUUUUAGUUAUAAAUUUGUGUCUUUACUCGUUGCUUUGUAUGAAAACUCCUCGCUUAUGGUAAGAGUUGGAGGUAACUGUUCGCCGUUAA
Centruroides sculpturatus (bark scorpion) is the source of this 3719-nucleotide messenger RNA. RefSeq lists its product as uncharacterized. The coding region runs from base 1330 to 2142 and encodes 270 amino acids. The record is from RefSeq and is a predicted model, not a curated record. The transcript has a single exon. Lineage: Eukaryota; Metazoa; Arthropoda; Arachnida; Scorpiones; Buthidae.